AUGGCCGCUCCCGCUCCCCUGCGUGACUGCCAGGCAUGGAAGGAUGCUGGGCUCCCACUCUCAACCACAAGCAACGAGGCCUGCAAGCUGUUCGAUGCUACCCUGACCCAGUAUGUCAAAUGGACCAACGACAGAAGUCUUGGUGGCAUUGAGGGCUGCCUGUCGAAGCUCAAAGCCGCGGAUCCAACCUUCGCCAUGGGUCACGCCAUCUCCAACGGCCUCGUGCUGAUCGGCACUGGAAGCUCCGUGCGGCUGGACGGGGAGCUGGACCGGGCCGUGAAGACAAUGGUGGAGGUUUCCCAAACACAGCCGCUGACGCAGCGGGAGCGGCUACACGUGUCUGCGGUGGAGACCUUUGCCAAGGGGAACUUUCCCAGAGCCUGUGAACUAUGGGAACAGAUCCUCUGGGACCACCCAACGGACAUGUUAGCCCUAAAAUUUUCCCACGAUGCCUAUUUUUACCUGGGCUACCAGGAGCAGAUGCGAGAUUCUGUGGCCCGAAUUUACCCCUUCUGGACACCCAGCAUCCCCCUGAGCAGCUACGUGAAAGGCAUCUAUUCAUUUGGAUUGAUGGAAACCAACUUCUAUGACAAGGCAGAGAAGCUGGCCAAAGAGGCUUUGUCUAUCAACCCCACGGAUGCGUGGUCGGUGCACACCAUUGCCCACAUUCACGAGAUGAAGGCAGAAAUCAAGGACGGAUUAGAGUUUAUGCAGUCCUCAGAAGCCCACUGGAAGGACUCUGAUAUGCUUGCUUGUCACAACUAUUGGCACUGGGCUCUUUAUCUGAUUGAGAAGGGCGAAUACGAGGCCGCCUUGACCAUCUACGAUAACCACGUCUUCCCCAGCUUGAAGGCCAGUGGGGCGAUGCUGGACGUGGUGGACAGCUGCUCCAUGCUGUACCGGCUGCGGAUGGAAGGGGUGUCUGUGGGUGAGCGGUGGCAGGAUAUCCUGCCUAUAACCCAGAAGCACAGCCGGGACCACAUCCUGCUGUUCAACGACGCACACUUCCUGAUGGCAUCCCUGGGAGCUCGGGACUCCGGGACCACCCAGGAGCUCCUGACCAGCCUGCAGGAUGCCAGCAAGGCUCCCGGGGAGAACUGCCAGCACCUCCUGGCCCGUGAUGUGGGGCUGCCCCUGUGCCAGGCCCUGGUGGAGGCUGAGAACGGGAACCCGGAACGUGUUCUGGAACUGCUCCUUCCCAUCCGCUACCGGAUCAUCCAGAUUGGGGGCAGCAACGCCCAGAGAGACGUCUUCAACCAGCUGCUGAUCCAUGCGGCCUUGAACUGCACAUCUGGUGUCCACAAGAACGUGGCGCGGAACCUUCUGACGGAGCGUGACGCCUUGAAGCCCAACUCACCCCUGACCCAGCGGCUCAUCCGAAAGGCCGCUGCCGUCCACCUCCUCCAAUGAGCUGGACCUGGCCCCCUCCCCAGCGUCGGUUCAGCUGGCCCCUGAACCCUGAGGUUAGAAGCAGCUAGAGUCUGUUAGUUAGGGCUGUUGAGUAAUUUGUGGCUUUAAGCAGAAAGCCCUGUAACCAGCAACAUUAUGGGAAGUAGGGACACAAAUCAAUUUUAGACAUGACUCAGAAUCUUGGAACCCUUUGUUCCAAGGGCCAAGGGCCAAGGCGCAUGUGCCAGCAGUUAGAGCCAAAGUGGGCAGCGCUGUUGCCACUUGCCUGGCAAACCGUUUUCCCAGGGGACUCUUACACCUCCUGGGUUGGGGUGGCUGGCUUGGCUGGGGGAGGGGAGUCCUCCCCUGGGGAACACUCUCGCCCCUGAGGCUGCCCCUGGGAUAAGCCCUCUCCUUUUGUCUUCCCCAUCAAAUUCUAGAUAUGUUGUCCCAUCUUUUGGGUGAGAGCACCCAUGGGGGGAAGUGACUUGCCCAGGGUCACAGCUACCAGAGGCCUUGAGAUUCACCUUGGACCCCCGAGCUGUGGCACCCACCCCCCCCAAAGCAGCACAGGCAUGUGGGGUGGCCCUCUCCUGUCUCUGGAGAAGUCCGUGGACUUCCCCAGGGGGCUCCGGUGGUGCCAAUUAAGGGACCUCGGGUAUGUGGCUUCCUUUGCCCACUAGGACUUGAAUCACAGGGGCGCACAUGCACUGAGCGGGCACACUUUCUGGGGGUUGUGGACUGAACUUAGGGUUGCCCUGUCCUGGCAAAAACCAAAGUCCAUGGAGCUUUACUGAGAUCUGAGCCAGUUUUCUGUUUCCCCAUCUUAACAUGGCCCCAGAGACACUCCUGAGCAAGCUGCUGAUUUCACUGGAAUGUACUUGUGAGGGGCGAUCCCCACCUCUAGAUGUUUCUCAGGUUCCUUCAGUGUAGGCUGAGAUUAGAUAGGGACUCAGGGAGGGGCAGUGGAGGCCUCCAAACUGAUUAGACAAAUUUCUGACAUUAAAAUAAAUUAGUUAAUUGGUUCCUUUGCCUGUGCUGGCGGCACCUUUCAUCAUCUCCCACGUGCCAGGCUGGGUCCUGGGGAGACAGGCUUCUCCUUGAACUUGGGCAUGGGGGCGGGACAUUGAGUCCAGAAGAUGGGUAGUUACAAUAGGAUUUCGAGAGAGGUGCUCUGUCCAUCCAGGAGCUAGGGACACAGGCCAGAGGGGAGCCUACCCUUCCAUCCUGAGCUGUCCCCUCUUGUUACCUGCCCACAUUUCAUCUGCCCUCCCCUCUCCUGGUUCCAAGGAGGAUACAACUUGGCCAGUGAAGCCAGGAACCCUGAUCCCUCCUUGGGGAAGCCCUCCUCGAACCCACUGUAGGCUGGCGAGGGUGCCCACAGGGCUGUGGGGAUCCGGGCCAAGCACCCUCCCAACCUCCUGUUGCAGUCGCCUUGUGAUUGAGUCAGGCAAACAGAGGCCUUCGGACCAUCGACAGGGCACGGGCACCCCCAAACCAGCUGCUACCCUCAGGAGGCCCUGCUAAGUGGUGGGAAGCCUGGAGCUCCUGGGCUGGGGGGCCCAGCAAAGCCAGCGUGCUCAAGGGUGAGCAGGACCCCAGAGAGGCAGCUGGGAGAUGACCUAACCCAGUGCCCUCCUUCGAGCCCCUCUUUCCUGGACUUCCCGGUUCCUCAAGUCAGUUAAUUCUCCUCUUUCUAAAGCCAGCCUGAAGCUGGUUUUGUGUUUCUUACAACCCAAAGGCUCUUGACAGAUACCUGCAGCUGGGUGUGCCUUGUACCACUUUUCUUCUCCAGUUAAGCAGAAACCUGAGCAAAAGACAAUGGAAUUCAUGGGGCGCCCUGGUGGCGCAGUUGGUGAGGGUCUAGCUCUUGUUUUCAGCUCGGGACGUGGUCUUAGGGUUGUG
This is a messenger RNA of Enhydra lutris kenyoni (northern sea otter), 3294 nucleotides long. Its product is annotated as tetratricopeptide repeat domain 38. The transcript has 14 exons. Gene Ontology annotation, molecular function: protein binding. The record is from RefSeq and is a predicted model, not a curated record. NCBI's taxonomy places the organism in Eukaryota, Metazoa, Chordata, Mammalia, Carnivora, Mustelidae. The coding region runs from base 1 to 1410 and encodes 469 amino acids.